GGGGAAGGCGCCUGGAAAACGUUCUUCCUCUGCCUGGCCGGCCCGAGCGGGGAACAGCGCUCCCAGGAUGCAGUUUGUGUCAACACGGCCGCAGCCUCAGCAGCUGGGCAUCCAGGGCCUGGGGCUGGACAGCGGGAGCUGGAGCUGGGCCCAAGCGCUGCCCCCAGACGAGGUCUGUCACCAGGAGCCGGCGCUGCGCGCGGAGAUGGCCGAGGGGAUGCCGCCCAUGCAGGCUCAAGAAUGGGACAUGGAUGCCCGGCGACCGAUGCCUUUUCAGUUCCCACCCUUCCCCGACCGGGCCCCUGUCUUCCCUGACCGGAUGAUGCGGGAGCCGCAGUUGCCCACGGCAGAGAUCUCGCUGUGGACGGUGGUGGCCGCCAUUCAGGCCGUGGAGCGAAAGGUGGAUGCCCAGGCCAGCCAGCUGCUCAAUCUAGAGGGCCGGACAGGGACGAAUGAGAAAAAGAUCGCCGACUGCGAGAAGACGGCCGUGGAAUUCGGCAACCACAUGGAGAGCAAGUGGGCCGUGCUGGGCACGCUGCUGCAGGAGUACGGGCUGCUGCAGCGGCGGCUGGAGAACCUGGAGAACCUGCUGCGCAACCGCAACUUCUGGGUGCUGCGGCUGCCCCCGGGCAGCAAGGGCGAGGCCCCCAAGGUUCCGGUGACUUUUGUGGACAUUGCCGUCUACUUCUCUGAGGACGAGUGGAAGAACCUGGAUGAAUGGCAGAAGGAGCUUUACAACAACCUUGUAAAGGAGAACUACAAAACCCUGAUGUCCCUGGAUGCAGAGGGCCCUGUGGCCAAGCCAGAUGCGCCAGCCCCGGUGGAGCCCAGGGAAGAGCCUUGCGUGUGGGAGCAGCGUCACCCUGAAGAGAGACAGGUCCCAGUGAACACAGACACAGGAGCGGAGCCCCUGGCACCUGCCCAAGAUGCCGCCUCCCAGGUGAAGCGAGAGGAAGUCCUGUGUACCCGGGGUCAGAGGGGCCUGGAGGACCGAGCCCUUCCCACGGAAUCCAUCACUGUAGACUCCCCCAUCUCUGCCCAGGACCUCCUGUCCCGGAUUAAGCAGGAGGAGCCACAGUGUGUGUGGGACCAGCAGGACUUGGCAGAGCGAGACAUUCCCACGGACCCCAAUUCAGAGUCUCUCCUCUCGGCACAUGACAUUUUGUCCUGGAUCAAGCAGGAGGAGCAGCCGUACCCGUGGGGCCCACGCGACUCAGUGGAGGGAGAGCUGGGCCUGGACUCCGGCCCCAGUGACAGCCUGAUGCUGGUGAAGAACCCGGCCCCAGCCCAGCCACAGCCCCAGCCGCAGCCGCACUCACAGAAUCUGCCCAUGCUGGCGGGGCCCGAGACCCCCAGUGGCCCCGCAGGCCGCGUGCUGCUGGACGACAGCUUCGGGGUGCUGCCUGGGGAGCGCGGCGCGGGCGAGGCACAGGCGGGCGUAGAGGGUGGCGCGGACGGCAGCGGCCCCAGCGGGGGUCCUGGGGCUGGUGGCGGCUGCGGCAGCUGCUGCCCAGGUGGCCUGCGGCGGAGCCUCCUGGCGCAUGGUGGCAGCGCGCGCAGCAAGCCCUAUUCAUGCCCGGAGUGCGGCAAGAGCUUCGGGGUGCGCAAGAGCCUCAUCAUCCAUCACCGCAGCCAUACCAAGGAGCGGCCCUAUGAGUGCGCCGAGUGCGAGAAGAGCUUCAACUGCCACUCGGGGCUCAUCCGCCACCAGAUGACGCACCGCGGCGAGCGGCCCUACAAGUGCUCGGAGUGCGAGAAGACCUACAGCCGCAAGGAGCACCUUCAGAACCAUCAGCGGCUGCACACGGGCGAGCGGCCUUUCCAGUGCGCGCUGUGCGGCAAGAGCUUCAUCCGCAAGCAGAACCUACUCAAGCACCAGCGCAUCCACACGGGCGAGCGGCCCUACACGUGCGGCGAGUGCGGCAAGAGCUUCCGCUACAAGGAGUCGCUCAAGGACCAUCUGCGCGUGCAUGGUGCGGGCCCGGGUCUCGGUGCGCCCCCGCGGCCGCUGCGGGCUCCGCCGGAGCGGGACUAGGGCUGGGCGGGGCGGCGAGGGCCCCAGGCGCCUCCCCGCCCUCUGCCCGCCGCCACCCGCUGGGAUUGCACUCCAGACAGGGUCCCCAAGGAAGGCUGGGCGCAGAUAUCCCAGACCUGCCCAGCCUGAACGCACAGCCCAGCGCAUCUGUUAGAUGCGAGCGCCAGAGGGACAGCGGGGGCGGGGCUGCAGAUGUGCUGGGGGAGGGAAGCAACCGGGAGUGUUGACACCCGCCUAAAAUAAGCAAGUCUGACCCCAAGGGCGAACAGGGGGCGCCCUGGAGAGGGGAGUGAAGGUGCAAUGAAUGGGGUGCACGAGGGUCUUGUCCUUGCCAGGAUGACACUGCCUCGCGCUUCAGUGGCGCUUUAUACUUUUUAAGAAGUGUUUUCUGUCCGUUAUCAGUUUUCACCCUUAGCCUAUCCCUCUGAGAGAGGUGUGGAAGGGUUUUCCUGCCGUGGUAACUGAGGAGAGAGACGCAGGGAGGCUGGGUUCCCACCACCGCCCCAGAAGGGCGUAGUGAGGUCCCCGCGGCACACACUGCCUACCUCCGUCCUCCGGGGACUGGCCUUCCUGGUCUCGCUCCUCUCUCUUGCCAUCAUCCCUCAACCACAAGUCUCUCAAAUCAGAACAUCAGGGGCCAAUUCCUGGGCUUGCUGCGAACAGGGAACAGACUGGCUACGGAAGUGCCCAGGCAGGUGCCUGGGUAGUAGUGCCCUGUCCUCAGGCCUGCCCUCCACCUCCUGGCCCCUCAACCUGGUGCAGGGCAGCUUUUCACUGCACAACGGGGCUCUGCCCUCCAGAGGCAGCGGUGCUCGGGGUCCAAAGAGCCAUCAAGGAAUUAGUCUGCCCUGGAGAGCCGGGCAGGUGGGUGCUAGAGUCUGAGCCCCAGUCUCUGUCCUGCUCUGACUCUCCCACUUGGUGCUAUCUGUUCACGAUGUGUGGACAUGGACACAGACCCCACAAUCUUCUGCCCCCGCAGGCGCCUUGGGAAGCGCCCAAAGGACUCCCUUUCUUGUUGGUGCACUGCUCUGUGGCUGGCAUUGCGGCCCCAGGGGCCACACAGUUUCCAUUUCAGCGUCUUGCAUGGCCAGGCUCUGGGGUGGGGUGGCAUGCCCCAGGCCCCUUGUUUGUGUCAAAAAUGGCUUUUCCUGCUCUUCCCAUGGAUUCUGCUUCUCUCCCAGCUCAGGAGUGCAGCAGGUGGCCAGCCCACGUGGCAGUGUCUGUGGUUGCACCGUGACUGGUGGCACCACAUCUGAGUGUCCUGCUUCUGCCCUCGUGCUCAUCAGCGCUGCUCCUCUUUGCUCAGACCCCCCCUUUUUUUUUUUGCCGUGCAAAGGGAAUUCCUGAAAUUAAAUAAAGGGUAAUCCAGAUUACAGACUGCAUGUUCACCGAGCUGGAGGGUUUCCAGCGUGGCACCCUACAGUAAAGCCUCAAUGAACUGGACUCCCGUCCACUGGAAUGUUAUUUCUUCACUGUGGAAAACAAGGCAAGAGGAGAGAUGGAACAUAGUCAUGGUUCCGUGGAGUGCU
Messenger RNA from Octodon degus (degu), 3564 nucleotides. RefSeq names its product zinc finger protein 282 (gene Znf282). The record is from RefSeq and is a predicted model, not a curated record. The coding region runs from base 68 to 2035 and encodes 655 amino acids. NCBI's taxonomy places the organism in Eukaryota, Metazoa, Chordata, Mammalia, Rodentia, Octodontidae. Gene Ontology annotation, biological process: regulation of DNA-templated transcription. The transcript is spliced from 8 exons.